Messenger RNA from Symbiodinium sp. CCMP2456, 582 nucleotides. Lineage: Eukaryota; Dinophyceae; Suessiales; Symbiodiniaceae. The record is from the annotation of a GenBank genome assembly.
AUGUCCUCGGAGAUGUACCUGGUUGCAGGCCUGUUGCUGGUGGGGUUUGGAAGCAUGGCCCUCUUGCAGUACGUGUUCAUGUCGAAAUUCAUGAAGAAGAUGAAGCUGAUGGAGCCUUUGUCCUUCUUGGAGCAGAGGCAUGACCGUGCUGAAGGCUUGCUCUGGGAUGUGACCCGUCAUGUGAUGAGGGUCCUGGAGUGCUGGAGGCCUGAAAGCAACCCGCAGUGGGCUGCCAGGCAGAUGUACCCUCUGAUGGAGGGAUGCUGGAGGGCUGCAGCAAGGCUUGGAGUUCCUGGUGAGCAGCUGUGGAAGCUGUUGUGCACCGAAGUGAAUUGGAGGAGCUGCAGGGACUACCUGGUGGGUGGAGAAAACAAGAGCUUGACCAGCAUGGAGAAUGCCUCGAAGUUGCAGGCUGGCAUGUGGAGUCCUUUGAUUGGAGAAGAGUUGGAGGACUUCAUGCAGAACAAGAGCUCUGAGAUCCUGUUCUUCCAAUUGCAGGUGGUGGCUCGAGUGCAGGAAGUCCGAGCGCUGCUGGCCAGUGAAGAGCUUGCAGAGGAGAAGAAAGCUGCAGCCAGAUUGUAU